Brassica oleracea var. oleracea is the source of this 703-nucleotide messenger RNA. RefSeq lists its product as uncharacterized. The transcript has 2 exons. NCBI's taxonomy places the organism in Eukaryota, Viridiplantae, Streptophyta, Magnoliopsida, Brassicales, Brassicaceae. The coding region runs from base 56 to 376 and encodes 106 amino acids. The record is from RefSeq and is a predicted model, not a curated record.
GUGAGAGGUUGUUUUGAGAGAUUCCUCUACCUGCAUCUCGUGUUUGGAGGAAGCGAUGAUAACGAGAUCGAAUCUAGCGGAGCAGCUCAGGGAAUAUCAGAUUCGUUCAAAGCAUGAUUGGGCCUCCGUCUCUUUCUUCUCUUCCACCUCCAAUUUCUCAUCUUCCAGGGUCCAUGUCGUGGUCUUUGUCAUUUGGGAGCUGGUGAUCUUACUACUCCUGGUGUGUUCAGCAGUAUCCUUGUUCUUCAGGCGGUUGCAACUAGCAUUCAUCCUGGUUUGUGUCAGCUUGCUUUUGCUCUUCUGUAUGAAAAUUAUAAAGCAAGCGAGAAUAGCUAGGAACAAGAAGCGGAGGAUGCUUCUUCCGCUCUCUAUGUAAAAGGAAGGAGCAGCAAGUGUAAACCUUUUUUAUAUUCUUACGCAACCAUGACCAACCCUUUUCUUUGUGGCGUGAAUGCUGAUGAAGACGACAGUUAAGGUCAGACUUGUCUCUGGUAGCUCCUGUCCUUUGAAGAAUUGACCUGAUAUUGGAAACCAGGUGAUGGAUGGGUGCUGCUAUUCCAGGGCUUAGCUUAGACAAAUCAGAGCGCUACUUAACUCGGAACUAAAGUGGUUGAAAAUAUUGUUUUUUUUUUUUAAAUUCUCCUGUAUAUGGUGGUUUUGAAAUUAAGAAAUUAGUCCGCAUACACUGCAUUUUAAAACAACA